Messenger RNA from Empidonax traillii (willow flycatcher), 2180 nucleotides. RefSeq names its product mannosidase alpha class 1B member 1 (gene MAN1B1). The transcript is spliced from 13 exons. The record is from RefSeq and is a predicted model, not a curated record. Bases 34 to 2049 code for a protein of 671 amino acids. Gene Ontology annotation, cellular component: endoplasmic reticulum; membrane. Gene Ontology annotation, biological process: carbohydrate metabolic process; N-glycan processing. Gene Ontology annotation, molecular function: mannosyl-oligosaccharide 1,2-alpha-mannosidase activity; calcium ion binding. NCBI's taxonomy places the organism in Eukaryota, Metazoa, Chordata, Aves, Passeriformes, Tyrannidae.
GCGAUGGCGGCGGGCGGCCCCUGAGGCGCCGCCAUGUACGCGGGAGCCGCCGCGGGGCCGCCGCGCCGGGACUUCAUCUCCGUCAGCCUCGGCCCGGAGGGGGCGGUCGGGGCUGGCGGCUACAACAACAGCAAGGCCUGGCGGCGGCGCUCCUGCUGGCGGAAAUGGAAGCAGCUGUCCCGACUCCAGCGGAGUGUCAUUCUCUUCCUGUUUGCCUUCUUGGCAGUCUGUGGAGUCAUUUCCUACGCAAGCAUGGGAGAAGCAUGGAAAAGUCUAACAAACAAAUCGUUAGAUGAUCAGAGAACAGAACAAGAAAUUCCUGGAGUAAAGCUGGCAAAUCCAGCUGUUCUGCCAGCACCCCAGAAAGCAGAUGCCAACCGUGGAGACUACCCUGAGCUUUCGCCGCAGAAGCAGCCAAACUCACCUCAUGUUCGUCGUGGUCCUUCCAACCUUCAGAUCAAGGCACCACGGAGGGACACAAGGCUGAAGACCCGACACAGUUCCAUCAGGGCUGUAGAAGAGCCAGUGCAGACUGAUAAAGGGGAUAAAACGGAGAAAUCCAUUAUCAGCUGGAGAGGAGCAGUGAUAGAACCUGACCAAAACACUGAACCUCCAUCCAAUAAAAUAAAGGAACCAGAAAGACCUUCAUCUGUGGAGGCUGAAGACCAGAAGGAACCAGUGCCCAUAAAUGAGCGCCAGAUGGCUGUGAUCGAAGCCUUUCGCCACGCCUGGAGAGGGUACAAGGAUUUUGCCUGGGGCCAUGAUGAGCUGAAGCCUUUGUCCAAGUCCUACAGUGAGUGGUUUGGACUUGGGUUGACCUUAAUUGAUGCCUUGGAUACCAUGUGGAUUUUAGGAUUAAAAGAAGAAUUUGAAGAAGCAAGAAAAUGGGUAGCAAAUGAUUUAGUAUUUGAUAAAAAUGUGGAUGUGAACCUGUUUGAGAGCACCAUCCGUAUCCUGGGCGGCUUGCUGAGCACCUACCACCUCUCUGGAGAUAGCCUUUUCCUGGAAAAAGCUAAAGACAUUGGGAACAGGCUUAUGCCAGCAUUCAAGACCCCCUCAAAGAUACCAUAUUCUGAUGUCAACAUUGGCCGGGGCACUGCACAUCCCCCUCGCUGGACAUCCGAUAGCACCGUGGCAGAGGUGACCAGCAUUCAGCUGGAGUUUAGGGAGCUCUCUCGUCUCACUGGAGAUGACAAAUUCCAGAAAGCUGUAGAUGAGGUGAUGAAGCAUGUUCACACCCUCUCAGGGAAAAACGAUGGACUCGUGCCUAUGUUCAUCAACACCAACAGUGGGCAGUUCACCCACCUGGGGGUCUACACUCUGGGAGCCAGAGCUGACAGCUACUAUGAGUAUCUGCUCAAGCAGUGGAUUCAGGGUGGGAAAAAAGAAAACGACCUGUUGGAAGACUAUAUGAGAGCCAUAGAAGGGGUGAAAAAGCAUCUUCUUCAGAGAUCAGCCCCCAGGAAGCUUACUUUUGUAGGAGAGCUUGCUCAUGGCCAUUUCAGUGCCAAGAUGGAUCACUUGGUUUGCUUCUUGCCGGGUACUUUGGCACUGGGAGCCCACAAUGGACUGGAUGCUGAUCAUAUGAAAUUAGCUGAAGCCCUUAUAGAAACCUGCUACCAGAUGUAUGCUCAAGUAGAGACAGGCCUGAGCCCGGAGAUCGUACAUUUCAACCUCCAUGCGCAGAAGGGCAACAAGGAUGUGGAAAUCAAGCCUGCAGACAGGCACAACUUACUGCGACCAGAAACUGUGGAAAGCCUUUUUUAUAUGUACAGAUUCACUGGUGAUAAGAAAUAUCAAGACUGGGGCUGGAAAAUCUUGCAGAACUUCAAUAAAUACACACGGGUUCCUACAGGUGGUUAUACUUCCAUUAACAACGUCCAGAAUCCCAGUAAUCCAGAGCCACGGGACAAGAUGGAGAGCUUCUUUCUUGGGGAAACACUCAAAUACAUGUUUCUGCUGUUUUCAGACGACAUAGACUUAAUCAACCUUGACAAAUACGUCUUCAACACGGAGGCUCAUCCACUCCCUAUCUGGGUGCCAGCAUAGACUCUGCAACACUGGACCUUUCAGUGGUGGCAUUUUUAUCUCCAAGUCACUUUACUUUUCAGGGUUUGAGGAGAGAUGCUAUAUUGCACCUUUUUUGGCUACAAAUAACGAACAAAACCUCGGGGAAAGCA